This is a messenger RNA of Dreissena polymorpha, 687 nucleotides long. RefSeq lists its product as uncharacterized. The transcript is spliced from 2 exons. Lineage: Eukaryota; Metazoa; Mollusca; Bivalvia; Myida; Dreissenidae. The coding region runs from base 1 to 687 and encodes 228 amino acids. The record is from RefSeq and is a predicted model, not a curated record.
AUGGCAGACGGAGGCCGCGAGCCGACUAACAAGGAUCUUAUGGAUUGCAUGAACGCAUUAGGCGUUAGAAUAGGAGCCAUGGAGCGUAAGCUCGGUGUCCUCGAUAACCUGGAGGUAAAAGUUAUGGACUUUGACAAAGAGCUCAAGAAAAUUUGGUUGGCGUUGGACGACCGCGUAAAACGCACCGAUGCGCGAGUUAUGUCGCUAGAAGAGCGAGUGGAUUACGCAGACGUCGGGGCGGCGCAGAUGGCCGAGAAGGUGGCUAUGCUGGAGAAACAGCGGGAGGAGCUGCGGGACGACGUUGCGCACCUGAAAUCGCAAUCCAUGCGGAACAACCUAGUGUUCACAAUUAUCCAAGAGGACAACUCCACCGUCAACGAGACGGCGGAAACUACGGAAACAAAGUUACGUAAUCAUUUACAAGAGAAACUAAAAAUUGCAAAGGACAUUGCAGACACGAUCCGCUUUGAGCGCGUUCAUCGUUCACCGGGACAGCCAGUUUCCGGUAAGAUUCGCAACAUCGUUGCCAAAUUUACAUUUUUCAAGGACCGGGAGAUGUUCCCACCGGAAGUGGUUGAAAAGCGCCGAAAGUUAGUGCCUAAAAUAAAGGACGCCAAAAAAGAGGGAAAACGAUCUUGGAUCGUGUACGAUACCCUGUACGUGGACGGUAAACCAGUGAAACAGUAG